AUGCCAUUCAACAAGCCGCAAUCUUUUCUCCACUAUGUCAGAUAUGCUCAACUUGUUGCUCAACUCGGAUUCUUCUCUACCGCAUUCUUCUGUUUCAUUUUGGUUUUCUUGACUAUGUUUGGGAAUGUUUACUCCAAUAAUGCUGGAUAUAUCUUGUUCAGUACGAGCCGCCCGUUUAAUAUGAGUCAAUACGCCGUUACUUGGUUCAUUGGACUCUACGCAGGCGUCUAUUCAUCUACCAUCUCCAUGUUAUCCGUCCAAUUUUUAUAUCGAUAUUGGGCGGUUUUUGAACUGGAAAUGAUGCAAAAAUAUAGUACAGAUUUCUCUGAGAUUGCUGGAGUGGCUCUAGUUGCUUAUGACAAGGAUGGCAACAUCAGAUGGUUUAAUAUCUGCUCCACUUUGAAUCAUACCUUUAUUAUGUUGAUUCAAUACUCUGUAAUUAUUUAUUGUGGCAUCUGGAUGUAUAUAGAAAUGGAUGAGAAGGUUCAGAUGUUAUCAUUAUCAUUGAGGAACCUCCACAAACAGUUUUUCAAGACAUUGAUUCUCCAGAUCGUGACCCCCACUAUAACUCUGUUUUCUCCAGUUAUGCUUAUAAUAUAUCUUCCACUUCUCGAUCUAGAAUGUGAUCUUCCCACAGGAAUAUUCCUUAGCGCCGUCACACUCUAUCCAGCAAUGGAUGCAAUCAUAGUCAUGUAUAUCGUGUCAGACUACAAGAAAGCUGCCAAAACAAUGCUGAAAAAGGCUCUGGAUAGAGCGAGUGCCUGGUUGAAUACAGUGGAAACGGAUCAGUCUAGUACACGGACACGUUCAACUGCGACGAAUCGUUCAGCUGCAUUGAAUAGGAAGAUGCUGAAAAAUGCUUUGGAACAAACAUACACCUGGUUGAGCACAGUGGAAACGGAUCAAUCGAGUACACGGACACGUUCGACUGCGGCGAAUCUUCCAGCUGCAUUGAAUAAAAUUUGA
This is a messenger RNA of Caenorhabditis remanei, 966 nucleotides long. RefSeq lists its product as uncharacterized. NCBI's taxonomy places the organism in Eukaryota, Metazoa, Nematoda, Chromadorea, Rhabditida, Rhabditidae. Bases 1 to 966 code for a protein of 321 amino acids. The record is from RefSeq and is a predicted model, not a curated record. The transcript has 5 exons.